CUAAACGGGUAUCGCCGUGAACGUCGUUGUGCUGUGAAUGGACAUUAAUGGGAAAUGUAAUAUUCCUCUGUCAGUGCCAGAGUCCCUCUGUCAUUUAAUCACUGCAACGAAAGCCGGGUGUUGAUGAAUGACAAAGAUGAUGUGAUGGCAGAGCUAGCUGGCAGGACAGAUCAAAGCAGGCUGUCUGUCGCACAUUAAACCAACUGGACACCUCACAGCCUGAACAGAAUGGAUUUUCCCAAUUGUACUGAAGGAGUGUAUGCCACAAGCAGCGGAGGUUAUGACUCAGUGGAGACCACUAAACUCCCUCCCAGUAAGAUCCUGCUUACGCUGACCCUCUCUGUAGUGGCUAUCCUGACUACAUUCUUCAACUGCCUGGUGAUCACAGCUAUCGCAGUCACCCGCAAGUUGCAUCACCCAGCCAACUACCUCAUCUGCUCAUUAGCAGUGACCGACCUGCUGGUGGCUGUGCUGGUCAUGCCCUUCAGUAUCAUGUACAUCCAGAAAGAGAGCUGGGUCAUGGGCCAGGUGGUGUGUACCAUCUGGUUAAGUGUGGAUAUCACUUGUUGCACAUGCUCCAUCCUCCACCUUGCUGCGAUUGCCAUCGACCGUUACAGGGCCAUUACUGAUGCGGUGGAGUACUCACGGAAACGUACAGGGGCCAGAGCAGGGGCCAUGGUGGCAGUAGUGUGGCUCUUGUCUAUCCUCAUCUCACUUCCUCCUCUGCUGUGGAGGCACUACAGUGGGGAUUCACAGCAGGAAGACCAGUGCAUCAUCAUCCACCAUCACAUGGCCUUCACUCUGUAUUCCACACUCGGAGCAUUUUACAUCCCUCUGCUGCUCAUCCUCAUCCUCUACUAUAAAAUCUACCGGGCCGCUCAGACCCUCUAUAUGCGCAGGGAAGCCAGCCGGGCUAGCCGUCACUCGUGCAUGACCAAUGGGAGCAUGAUCCCAUCAACCUACCCUGCUGGAGAUGACGAUGACGACCGGGGACCUCAAAGUCCAGAGCCCGUAAGCCCACCGGAAAAGUCUUUCUCUGAAGCCUCAACUGAGGAACCUCCACGUGAACGGGUGCGUGUCUCGGUAAAGGCUUUCCAGUGCAAGUCUCGCCGGCACGAGUCACGCAGUGAGUCACGUCGGAGCCAGUUUUACCAAGGACCGCGGAUCUCAGGCUCAAGGGAGCGCAAAGCAGCAUCUACGUUGGGGUUGAUAAUCGGAGCAUUUGUCAUCUGUUGGUUGCCAUUUUUCGUCAAGGAGGUGAUCGUCAACACCUGCGGUUCUUGCAGUACUUCAAUGGAGAUGGCUGACUUUCUUACAUGGUUGGGGUACCUCAACUCGCUGAUCAACCCUCUUAUCUACACCAUAUUUAAUGAAGACUUCAAAAAAGCUUUCCAAAGACUUGUUAGGUGCAGUCAUUACCUCUGAUGGUUACAAUUAUGCACGAUCUUACCCACACACCAUCACACAUAUGUAACCAGAAGGCGGCAAAUUAAUGGUUGUAGGUCAGAGAAUACCCAUUAAAUACUGACUUAUUAUGCCUGAGAGGGAAUAAUCUCACAGAGGAGAGGAUUGACACCCAUUUCCAGACACUUCACCAGGCACUCCAGCAGCCUAAAUGGCACCAGCUCAGCAAUGAGCUUUGCAGCAAAGUUCCACAUUGAAAUCUACAUCCUGCUAUUAAUAGAACAGCCUGAGACCUCCUUGAUGUUAAUUGGAGUGUAUGGUGGGAAACUGACAUGUUGGUUUUUAGAAAAUGGGUCAUCGUUGACCUUUUUGAGAUCUGGGUUCUGAUAACCCCUACUUAAAGUUGACCAUUAUGUCUCUUCCAUAUAAUGACCUUCCUUCUAUGUAGUCCAAGCUGAAACACAGAACAUGUGUAAAAUAUCACAGCAUAUCAAGUUGUGACUUUCUGUGGCUGUGAUGUUUCAGAGGGUGACUUUUAUAGAAAUUGUUGUGGAAUAUAUGAUAUGUAUUCAGCACUGCAAAAAUAUUCCAACAAAAUAUAAAUUUGAAGAUUGUUAAAGCUGCUGAUAGUCUUGGUAACUAUUGCAAGAGAAUGUGUAAAACAUGUUUUAUGAUCUGGGACCAUUCCAUUUAUAAUGAAUAAUGAUAAUAAUAACAAAAAUAAAUUAUAUUAUUAUUACUAUACAGGUUCUAUGAGAUAUUGGCACUUUAAGUAAUAUUUUUCAAAACAUUUCCUGUUUCUUUCAGUUAUUUCUUAAGCUAUUUGUUCAUCAGUUUGUUUAUUUAUUUAUUCAUAUUACCUGGAGCCAUUAAACACCCCACCCCAUCUCACUCCCACACCACAGCCAGCAUUAUGUUAAUGAAUGUGAAAACCGCUGAUGGAGAAGUCCUCAUUACAUUACUCCCACUCAAGUACUUGGAAUAGAACUACUAUUUCUGUAUUGCCUCUAAGAGGGCACAUGGUAUGUUGAUGGAAAUAUUGUGGAUGUGUGAGGGUGUACUGUAUACCAGAAAGAUAACACAAGGUGUGUCAUAUGCUUCUCUGACAGUA
This is a messenger RNA of Thunnus maccoyii (southern bluefin tuna), 2515 nucleotides long. RefSeq names its product 5-hydroxytryptamine (serotonin) receptor 1Fa (gene htr1fa). Lineage: Eukaryota; Metazoa; Chordata; Actinopteri; Scombriformes; Scombridae. Gene Ontology annotation, cellular component: plasma membrane. The record is from RefSeq and is a predicted model, not a curated record. The transcript is spliced from 3 exons. Gene Ontology annotation, biological process: adenylate cyclase-activating adrenergic receptor signaling pathway. Gene Ontology annotation, molecular function: G protein-coupled serotonin receptor activity. Bases 229 to 1425 code for a protein of 398 amino acids.